Messenger RNA from Amblyraja radiata (thorny skate), 1246 nucleotides. RefSeq names its product zinc finger protein 239-like. Gene Ontology annotation, molecular function: histone H3K36 methyltransferase activity; recombination hotspot binding; histone H3K4 methyltransferase activity. Gene Ontology annotation, cellular component: nucleus. The coding region runs from base 122 to 1246 and encodes 374 amino acids. Lineage: Eukaryota; Metazoa; Chordata; Chondrichthyes; Rajiformes; Rajidae. The record is from RefSeq and is a predicted model, not a curated record. Gene Ontology annotation, biological process: regulation of gene expression; positive regulation of reciprocal meiotic recombination. The transcript has 2 exons.
CAACAAGGAGAAGCGUUAUGAGUGCGACGUGUGUGGCAAGGCCUACCAGAAGCCGAGCCGGCUGGAGACCCACCGGCGGGUGCACACGGGAGAACGCCCCUUCGACUGCUCGGAGUGUGGCAUGAGCUUCACCCGCUACGACAAACUGCUGCAGCACAACCGCGUGCACUCCGUUGAGAGGCCCUUCACCUGCCCCGAUUGCGGCAUGAGCUUCAAGACGACGAAUGACCUGAAGGCCCACUGGUGGCUGCACACGGGUGAGAAGCCCUAUUGCUGCUUCACCUGCGGCAAGAGCUUUGCCCGGAUGUCGGGGCUGCGGGAGCACCUGCGGGUGCACAGCAGUGUACGGCCCUUCACCUGCUCUGUCUGCAGCAAAGACUUCAAGUCUUCCACGGAUCUGAAGAGGCACAGGCGCAUGCACACCGGGGAGCGGCCCUACACCUGCAACGACUGCGGCAAGGGCUUCACCCGCUCCAGCAAGCUGCUGAAGCACCAACAUACCCACAGUGGCGACCGCCCCUACACCUGCAGAGACUGCGGCGAGGGCUUCACAAAGUCCAAGCACCUGCUGGUGCAUCAGCGCACCCACACCGGCGAGCGCCCCUACACCUGCGCCCAGUGCGGCAAGGGCUUCACCAAGUCUGGCAUCCUGCUGGUGCACCAGCGCAUCCACACCGGCGAGCGCCCCUACACCUGUGCCCAGUGUGGCAAGAGCUUCACCCGCUCCAGCAACCUGCUGAGGCACCAGCGCAUCCACACCGGCGAGCGCCCCUACACCUGCAGAGACUGCGGCAAGGGCUUCACCCAGUCCAAUGACCUGCUGGUGCACCAGCGCACCCACACCGGGGAGCGUCCCUUUACCUGUGCCCAGUGCGGCAAAGGCUUCAUCCGGUCCAGUCACCUGCUGGAGCACCAGCGCACCCACACCGGCGAGCGCCCCUUCACCUGCGCCCAGUGCGGCAAGGGCUUCACCCGGUCCAGUAACCUGCUGGAGCACCAGCGCACCCACACCGGCGAGCACCCCUUCACCUGCGUCCAGUGCGGCAAGGACUUCACCCGGUCCAGUCAACUGCUGGAGCACCAGCGCAACCACACCAGCAAGCGCCCCUACACCUGCGCCCAGUGCGGCAAGGGCUUCACCCGCCCCUCCAAGCUGCUGUACCACCAGCGGGUGCACGCCGGCGACCGUCCCUGCCCCAGCCCGGUGUGUGGAGAGGGCUUUACCAUGGCGUCCCACGCCCUGUAA